This is a messenger RNA of Rotaria sordida, 300 nucleotides long. The record is from the annotation of a GenBank genome assembly. NCBI's taxonomy places the organism in Eukaryota, Metazoa, Rotifera, Eurotatoria, Philodinida, Philodinidae.
AUGGUAUUCGUUUAUUUGAUGGGUUCGGGUACAUUGACAUGUCAAUCACAACUUCGUAUUCCAUCAUCUAAUCAAGAUUUUCUAUCAAUAAUUAAUAGAAUUUGUCAAUCUUAUCGAUUAACUGUUGUUGAAAAAAUUAAUUCAGCUGCAUCUUUAUAUGCUGAAACAAUACUUGGACAACUAAUAGCUCUUUUAUUUAAAUCAAUAAAUUCUCAAAAUGAUAUUUUAAUUGAUGAUAAAUCAACAGAAACACAUUAUCUUUCUAAUCUCAUGAAAGAAAUAAAAACAUCAUUAAAAUAA